AUGGUCGGUUCCCCGUACGGCGGUGCAAUCGAUUGCACAAUCGAGCUCAACACCAGCAGUCUCAAGGGCAAGACUGCCAUUGUCACGGGCGGCGCCAAGGGCAUCGGCUCGGCAUAUAGUCUUGCUCUGCGCGCCGCGGGAGCCUACGUGGUCGUCGGCGAUGUUGAUACCACCAGUGGCAAAGCCUUCGCGGCUCAAGACCCCGAGCACCUUCUGUUCGUGGAAUGCAACCUCCUGAAAUUCGAGGACCAGGUCCGUCUCUUCAAGGAGGCCGCUCAGUUCUCUCCUCGUGGGAAGAUCGACCAUGUCGUGGCCAACGCGGGCGUCUACCGCGAGGUCGACCAAGUCUUUCUGUACGAAGAGGAUGGACCCGUCAAGCCCGAACUCAGCACCGUCGACGUCAAUCUCAACAGUGUCCUUUACACGUCCAAAAUCGCGAUGCAUUAUUUCAUCAAGCAGAACGGAACCACUCCGUCUCCCUCGCAAGAGGACACGUGUCUGGUCCUCGUCAGUUCGGGGGCGGGGAUUCACGACUGCCUCAGGAUGCCACAGUAUUGUGCCACGAAAUGGGCCGUCAGAGGCUUGAUGCAUGGUUUGAGGCGGACGGCACAUCUAUAUGGCAGCCGAGUCAACGUGAUCAGCCCGUGGGCAAUCAAGACCACGAUUCUGUCCGAGGAACUUUCCAACCUUCUACGCGCGAGAGGAAUUGAAUUUGCAACUCUGGAAGAUGCUGGGCAGUGCUUGCUGCGCCUCUUGAGCGACCCGACCGUGAAUGGUCGUUCGCUGUUUAUCGCGGCGAGGAAGUGGGCCCCCAAAACGGGAUACUUGGACCUCGACCUGGAGGAUACGGAGGAGAAUGAGCUGAGGAAAGAAAUACAGCAUGACCAGAUGAGGUUUGCUACUGUCGAAGAAGGCUUGUUCGUAUAG
Messenger RNA from Fonsecaea multimorphosa CBS 102226, 927 nucleotides. RefSeq lists its product as uncharacterized. Gene Ontology annotation, molecular function: oxidoreductase activity. The coding region runs from base 1 to 927 and encodes 308 amino acids. The transcript has a single exon. Lineage: Eukaryota; Fungi; Ascomycota; Eurotiomycetes; Chaetothyriales; Herpotrichiellaceae. The record is from RefSeq and is a predicted model, not a curated record.